Messenger RNA from Zerene cesonia (dogface butterfly), 2199 nucleotides. RefSeq names its product juvenile hormone epoxide hydrolase-like. The record is from RefSeq and is a predicted model, not a curated record. NCBI's taxonomy places the organism in Eukaryota, Metazoa, Arthropoda, Insecta, Lepidoptera, Pieridae. Gene Ontology annotation, molecular function: epoxide hydrolase activity. Bases 155 to 1537 code for a protein of 460 amino acids. Gene Ontology annotation, biological process: epoxide metabolic process. The transcript is spliced from 8 exons.
AUUGCUUAAGUGAACAAAUGUCUUAUACACAUACUGGAGUACUUCAUCUUAACAAAAUAAGACGCAUUUAAUAUUCUGCAUUGGGCUUUCAACAGUUUAAAAAUAUACAAUCGUGAGGCGAGACGUGUAAAUUGUUGAAGUAAACACUUUAAAGAUGGCAAAAAUGCUGUUUAUAACGCUGAUGGUGCUCAUUAUAUCAGGCAUAGUAUGGUAUGCCGCUAAAGUAUUCAUGCCUCAAUCCCCGCCGCAACUGGACCUGGAGGAGUGGUGGGGGCCGAAGGAGUUAAAGGGGAAGCAGGAUAGAAGCAUUCGCCCCUUCCAAGUUAACUUCUCUUCUGAGCUAGUAACAGAUCUAAGGCAACGAUUAAAAAACCAUAGACCAGCAGUCCAGCCACUAGAAGAAGUCGGUUUUCAAUAUGGAUUCAACAGCAAAGCUUUAGCCCCUUGGAUCAAAUACUGGGCGGAGGAGUAUCCAUUUGAAGAGAGGCAGAAAUUCCUGAACAAAUACCCGCAAUAUAAGGUCAAUGUGCAGGGACUGGAUAUACACUUCAUUAGAGUUAAACCUGAGGUCUCGGAUAAGGUGUCUGUAGUACCACUGCUUCUGAUGCAUGGAUGGCCAGGAUCUGUAAGGGAGUUCUAUGAAGCUAUUCCCUUGUUAACCAAACAACAAGAUGGCUAUGACUUUGCAUUUGAAGUUAUUGUACCCAGUCUCCCGGGAUAUGGGUUUUCUGAUGCCGCCGUCCGUCCAGGAUUAGGACCAGCUCAGAUUGGUGUCAUCUUCCGAAACCUGAUGAAGCAGCUCGGUUUCAAGCAGUUCUAUAUCCAGGGUGGGGAUUGGGGCUCGGGCAUCGCGGGAGCAAUGACCGUACUCUUCCCUAAGGAAGUGCUGGGCUACCAUUCCAAUAUGCUGUUCAUUUCUAAUGGCUAUUCCCAACUGCGUACAAUUUUGGGAGCAUUCAUCCCAUCACUUAUAGUCGAACCCCACCUAGCCGAGCGCAUGUAUCCGCUGUCUAAGUUCUUCGCAUAUUUAAUGGAGGAAUUCGGAUAUUUCCACUUGCAAGCCACAAAGCCUGAUACUGUUGGCGUCGCUUUAAGCGACUCGCCAACUGGGUUGCUAGCGUACAUUCUAGAAAAGUUUUCAUCCUGGACGAAAUUCGAAAACCGUGCCUCACAAGAUGGCGGACUUAGCAAGUUCACAAGAGAACAGCUGAUCGACAAUCUGAUGAUGUAUUGGGCUAGCAACAGCGUUACUACCUCAAUGCGGUUGUAUUCUGAAGCUAUGAGCAAUAAGAAUAGAGGACUGGGAUUGGAUAAGUACACCACAACUGUACCAACAUGGGCGCUGCAAGCGAAAAACGAACUGUUCUACCAACCUCCAAACAUUUUGCGCAUAAAGUUCACUAACCUCCUUGGAAACACGGUAUUGGACGAUGGCGGCCAUUUUAUAGCAUUUGAGCUCCCUGAAGUUUUCGUUAAGGAUGUCUUCAUGGCUGUACAGAAAUUCAGAUCCUGGCAUGGCAUGAAAACUGAACUUUAAAUUCGUUGAAGAAUAUUGUAAAAUGAUGUAUGAGUGAAUUUAAAUACAAUAAUUUGAGCUUAUUUUUAUUAAAUUAAUAUAGCUAAAUGUGCGUUCACUGACGAUUUUAUAUUUGAUUUUAUUUUUAGAUUUUAUACGUGACCUGUUUAUUGCAUCUUUUAAUCUGAAACAAUAAAAAGUAUGAAUUUUUUAUACAUUAUUGUAAGCAAUAAGACAAUAUGAAAUUUUUGAGAAAAUGUCAAAGUUGAAUGAUUUGUUUUUUUUAAAACUUUAUGUUUUCAUAAACCCACUACUAGCCACUACUCUUGAUGAAUUCCACCUGUCGAAUUAAUAAUAUAAGAAUUUUUUUGAUGUUUUUACUGUAUUAUGUUUAAGUACAUGUAUUUCAUUUAUAUUGGGUUUUUUACAAAUUUUUAAUAUGAAUUCUAUAAUUUAUUAUUGUGUAAUGUUUUGUAGAUAUUUCUUAUUAAUCAUUUUAUGAUGAAAAGAUUAUAUGUACUUCAUAAUAUACCAUUAUUAUGUUGAAACGUGUCGAAAUAGAUUUAAUUACUCAGAAUUUUACUAUAGGGAUGCGGGUAAACCAAGCUUUUUGUUAUGUAUAAGUUAUAUGUAUAACAAAAUAAUAAAAAAAAAUUCUCCAAUAAAAAGAUUUACAUAUUGUU